This is a messenger RNA of Tuber aestivum (summer truffle), 591 nucleotides long. Lineage: Eukaryota; Fungi; Ascomycota; Pezizomycetes; Pezizales; Tuberaceae. The record is from the annotation of a GenBank genome assembly.
AUGGCUAGAAAGCUUAUCCAUGGUGAUAUUAGCAAGAAUAUUGAAGAGUUUCUGGAGACUGGAAUUGCGAGAAUGGGCAACAAAGGGAAACAAAAAGCCAACAACACUUAUACUAUCCAGUAUGAGCAAGAGAUAUAUGAGUUUAACCAGGGCGAGCUAGCCCCUCCAGUUGGCUUCUUUGCCAGCAAUUACUCAAGGUAUGUGGUAAGAUACAAAAUUUAGUUAGAAAAACUACUAACUGAAAUCUUUAGGGCAAUUCAUAAGGAAACAGCUCCCCAUGAAUAUAGUCUAUUUUUGACUACAGAGAGGAGUCUAGAGGCAAAUCAGGGGGGAAACUUCUUUAUAUCUGAUUAUGGAAUCAGAAUUAGAGGAGCAGAAAAUACUCUGGUGGCAUGGCAGACCAGAAUGUUUCAUAGAACAAGUCUCGCCAGACUAGAUAGUAUUGAAUCCUAUACUGGUAAGAGACAGGUAGGUCUGAGCAUUGUUUCUCCAAACAGAUUGCCUAAGAUCUGGGAACGAUAUAUGAAUGAAGGGAUAGAUGAGGAGGAAUUGAAGAGGGAAUUGGAAGAGGGGGAGGAGGAAUGGGAAUAA